Molecule: messenger RNA, 3295 nt
Organism: Stylophora pistillata
Lineage: Eukaryota; Metazoa; Cnidaria; Anthozoa; Scleractinia; Pocilloporidae
Product: serine/threonine-protein kinase greatwall
Biological process (GO): intracellular signal transduction; peptidyl-serine phosphorylation
Cellular component (GO): nucleus
Molecular function (GO): protein serine/threonine kinase activity; ATP binding
Source: RefSeq, a predicted model, not a curated record
UAAACAUGGCGACCAGGUUGAAUGCUGUUGGUUCCAAAUUUAUAAUUCUAAUACUUUUAUUGAGCGAUCCAAGUAAUUUUCAGAGAUCUUGAUUACACCAUUAAAUCAGUGGUGUGUACCAACGUUGGCUUUGUUCUUGACUGAACUUUCAUCUGGGCAAUUUGAAGGUGUGUGUAUAUGCCGUUCGUUUCCGAAGUUUACCCAACGAUGGAUGAGCUUUCAUCAGAAGACAAGAAAAGCCGUUAUACUGUUAAGCCAACAAGUAUUGAUGACUUCAAUAUAAUCAAACCAAUUAGCCGAGGAGCCUUUGGAAAAGUAUUUUUGGCUCGAAGAAGAGACAAAGAUCAACAGUUCUAUGCGGUAAAGGUGGUGAAGAAGACUGACGUUGUGAACAAGAACAUGAUAGAACAGGUGGUGGCCGAAAGAGACUGCCUGGCUAUUGCAAAGAGUCCCUACAUUGUAAACUUGUUUUACUCCUUUCAAUCAAAAGACAGGAUAUUUCUGGUCAUGGAGUAUUUAAUUGGAGGAGACUGUAAAUCAUUGUUACAUAACAUGGGAUACUUUGAUGAAACCAUGGCAAGAAUCUAUAUAGCACAGGUGGUCUUGGCUUUGGAUUACCUUCACAAACAUGGAAUUAUUCACAGGGAUCUUAAGCCGGACAAUCUUCUAAUCUCCAAUGAAGGAAAAAUCAAGUUAACUGAUUUUGGGCUGUCAAGGUUGACACUGGAAAGAAAACCAAGUUUUAUUGAUGUGAUGAGCACACCAUCUCUGAACAAGAAUGACAAGACAACAGGUUCAAGUUUUUUCAGAACACCUGGUCAAGUUAUGUCACUGACUUCCAAUUUCACUUUUUCACUGUCUGCCGCGAAACCAACGCAUAGAUCAAGACUCAACAGCAGUUGCUCAUCACUUGAGGAAGACAUGGAAACCACACCCAUAAGACAGGUGUCCACUGUCUGUCGUGUUAACAAAAUCCCUGGUGCAGCCUCAACUGGGAUUUUGGGACCUAACAGCCAAACUCCGCUCGCUGCUUCUGGAGGACAGGCCGUCAAAAAGCGAACCCAAUUUUGCCCAAAAAUCAGCCAAAAGACAUUUAACAUCGACGAUCCCCCUACGUCACCUCUGGUUGCGGAUGUAGUGCUGCCUAAAAACGUGAGAAACAGAUCACCUGAUGAAGAAAACCUAUUGCCGGCUUCAAAGAGACUUCGACAGACUGGGCUGACCAGUGAAAUCGAUGCGCUGACAUUGAAGGAAAUACGAAGGGGCUCUGAUAAUGAGUCUGCUAGAGGCCCUUUCCAGGAGAUGUGUACACCUCAGCGAUCCCUAGUAAAGGGAGCUGACUUCUUACCUAAGAAUCACCCUUUGAGUGACAAAAGCUCUCCGGAAUGUAAAUUUGAAAGCCCUGUUGUAAAAAGCGAGAGAAGGACAGCAUCUCUGGUGCAAGAAACCCUCACUUCUCCAAACCCCUCCAGUUGUGCACCGUUGGUCCUUGAGUUUUCCAGUCCACGUGAACGAGCUGGGACUAUGAUGGAAUUUUUGAAAGGGAAAGGACAAAUAACUCCUCACAACGAAUGUUUGGAGAAGGAGCGAGCCAUGACUACCUGUACACCUUUAACGUCUAUGACGCGUAGAAUUACGUCGCCAGGGGUGAAUUGUACUUCGGAUUAUAUUAAUGGAACGAGUAGUCCUUGUACAAAAAGCAGUGAACUAGACUGCAGGUUUCCCAACCAAGCAGUUAACGGUGAUUUGGAGAAAACUGAUAAAGAAUCGAAAGGAAUUAGGGCACUUGAACUUGCGGGGAAUAGAGGAAGUAACGAUGGUCUGCGGACAUCUCAGAAGGUAGAUACAAGCGGAAGUUCCGGUUUUAAUUCAAGUGGAAGUCCAUUUUCAAGGGAAGGAGAAUUUACUGCUAAUCAGACACCAGAUAGGUCGGAAAUCGAAAUCACAGAUGAAAUUUCACUAAUUGCCGGUAUUGAUAAGAAUAGCAGUCUCUCGAGGCGCGAGAGUGGGAUUGCAGUUUUACCACCUUCACCAGAUAUUAGCCACAAAAAUAUGAACAACAGCUCAGCUGAUGAAGUAGAGAAUGAGGAAUUUUCAUCACAUCAUGUUGGUUUGACGGUCAACAUUGCUAACUCUUCCUCUGAGUCGUGUCCUUCUUAUCCACUGGAAAGAAGUUUGACAAUCGAUUUCGAAAAUAAACAAAACGUAAGUGGUGUUAAUGUGGAGCCAAGUGAAGAUAACGAUUUGAACAAAGGCGAAGUCUUUCAUGGUGACAGUGAAGUGGAAUCCUCGAGUCGCCCUCGUUGUAUGACAAUCCCUUUUGAGAACAGCGACCAAGAACGCGAGGAAGAAGGGAAAAGUGUCAUUCAGGCUCCAGGUUCUCACAUGGACAUUAGUUUACCUGUUACAGUAACAACUGAAUCGCCCAUGGAUGUCACUUUUCAGAGUAGUUCAAGCUUAAAAAGUACCCCCGGCCCCAUGGAAGUCUCCAACCAGUGGCACCACACCUCAGCCCCUCUCAUUCGGACACCUUUUAGGACACCUAAGUCUUGUAAACGAGGAAAGCGGCGAACAUUUUCACCACCCAAGAACAGAAUUCUGGGAACUCCAGACUACCUCGCGCCAGAAAUACUCUUGGGAAACGAGCACACGCCAGCAGUGGACUGGUGGUCCCUAGGGGUAUGUCUGUACGAGUUUCUUACGGGAGUUCCGCCAUUUAACGACGACACGCCUGAACUGGUCUUUAGUCAUAUCAUGCAAAGAGAAUUACUGUGGCCCGAGGGAGAAGAGGCGCUAUCCCAAAAUGCAGUUGAUGCUGUGGAACGUAUCCUUAUUCUUGAGGCAGAACAGAGACCUGGUGCUAGAGAGAUAGAAAGCCUUCCAUUCUUUUCAAAUCUGGACUGGUCUUCAAUUCAUACCCAGCCUCCUCCGUUUGUACCCCACCCAGAUGACAUCACCGACACCAUUUACUUUCACGCAAGAAACACAAUGCAGAAUCUUCGAAUGUCCUCCUUUAGCCACUGAACAAAAUUGAAAAUCACCUUUGAUUAAUGAACUCUUCUUUGUCUCAUCAAAUUUCGGUGAACAGCGUAGUUUCCAUGCGUGAUAGAAAGUUUUUCUGUGAAUAGUGCGUUGUGUUUAUGUAGCUGUAAAAUCACUUGGGAGAAUCCACUGAGUUUACAACACCAUCUCAUUUAAGUUUCCAUGGUUUGUAGUUGCAAAACUAAAUCUAUUAUAAAUGUGUUAGGGAUUUUGUGUAAUAUAAUGAUAUUAAAUUACAUCUGUACACGAGAAA